CAAAGAAACGGCUCCAAAAGUAAUUAUAAGAUUAUAUUAUUUCAUUUAAAAAGACGUAGAGGAGAUGAAUAUCGUUUUAAAUAAUUUGUAGAAAACUAGUUAACCGGAAGUGAACUUUAUUUUGACUCAUUCACAAACUCUACAUCAGUUUCGUAUGCUAUUUCCGAUCUUUCCUCCUGUGACUGUCGAAGCAAAAUGGUUAGUUGUUUUAUUUAUCAUAUAAAAUUUUACAGAAUUGUUGUCCUUUUAAGAAAUUUUUAAAGAUUAAAGUUUUUUAAACAUUCGUCAAUGACUUGCAAACGCAGAAACGGUGGACGUGCUAAGCAUGGCCGUGGCCAUGUAAAUCCUGUACGCUGUACUAAUUGUGCAAGAUGCGUGCCAAAAGAUAAGGCAAUCAAAAAAUUUGUCAUUCGCAAUAUUGUAGAAGCAGCUGCUGUAAGGGAUAUAACAGAAGCCAGUCAAUAUCCAUCUUAUCAACUUCCCAAACUUUAUGCUAAGUUACACUAUUGUGUCUCCUGUGCUAUUCACUCUAAAGUGGUCCGUAAUAGAUCUAAGGAAGCUAGACGUAUUAGGACACCACCUGUGCGGAAUUUCCCAAGGGAUUUACGCCAAGGACAGCAAAACAGAAAAUAAUUUUUCUAUGUAAGAAUUUAAAAUAAAAAUAAAUGUAACAAAAUCAAUCAAA
This is a messenger RNA of Vespa crabro (European hornet), 685 nucleotides long. RefSeq names its product 40S ribosomal protein S26 (gene RpS26). The transcript has 3 exons. Gene Ontology annotation, molecular function: mRNA binding; structural constituent of ribosome. Gene Ontology annotation, biological process: translation. The record is from RefSeq and is a predicted model, not a curated record. The coding region runs from base 289 to 633 and encodes 114 amino acids. Gene Ontology annotation, cellular component: ribosome; cytosolic small ribosomal subunit. Lineage: Eukaryota; Metazoa; Arthropoda; Insecta; Hymenoptera; Vespidae.